AUGGAAUGGGUUCCAACGAAGCUCAACGUCGCCGAUUUAGCUACGAAGUGGGGUACCGGUCCACAACUAACCAUGGACAAUACUUGGUUCCAAGGACCAUUUUUCAUCCACGACUCGGAGGAUAAAUGGCCACAGCAGCGACCGAGCCUUCCGACAGUAGAAGAACUUCGACCGGCCCACUUGCAUUUAGUCCAUUUCGAACCACUGAUAAACUUUGCACGAUUUAGCAGCUGGACCAAAUUACAUCGUUCAGCAGCAUACGUCCUACGUUUUGUCAACAACGUUCGGCGGAAGAAACAAGGACACCGAUUAGAGCUGGGCGUACUCAACAGCGAGGAAUUGCGCCGAGCAGAAGAAAUGCUAUGGAGGUCGGCACAACUCGAGACAUAUCCAAAUGAAAUGAACAUUCUCAAAUCAUCGCAAGGUUCACCUGAACGCCACCACAAUGCGGUGGAGAAAUCCAGCGAUCUCUAUUCGAAGUGGCCCUUUCUUGAUUAUGAAGUAGUCCUGCGAACUCGCGGAAGGAUCGAAGCUGCACCGUACACUACAACAGAAGCUAAGUUCCCCGUGAUUCUUCCAAAGCGGCAUGCAGUAACUUUUCUGAUUGUUGACUGGUACCAUCGCUACUACCGUCAUGCCAAUCGCGAAACUAUCGUGAACGAGAUCCGGCAGCGCUUCGACAUCCCGACACUGAGACGACUACUGGAUAAAGUAAUGAACGAUUGUGUCUGGUGUCGAAUAGUGAAAGCUGCCCCAAAUCCACCUAUAAUGGCUCCACUCCCUGAAGUACGUCUGACAGCUUUCAUACAACCAUUUACGUUCACCGGGUUGGAUUAUUUCGGUCCGAUACUGGUGAAAAUGAACCGAAGUAACGUUAAAAGGUGGGUAGCUCUCUUUACCUGUCUUACUACUAGAGCAAUUCACUUAGAGUCGGUACAUUCAUUGAGUACGGAGUCGUGUAUCAUGGCUGUUCAACGAUUUGUCUCUCGUAGAGGCCUACCAAGAGAGUUCUGGACCGACAAUGCUACCUGUUUCCAGGGCACGAGUAAUAAGCUCAAGAUGAUCUCCGAAGCUACAAGGAAGGCCUUAGCGGAAAAGUUUACUACAUCCUAUACAACAUGGAAAUUCAUCCCACCUGCAGCACCACAUAUGGGGGGAGUAUGGGAGAGACUCGUACGCUCAGUGAAAGUAGCUAUUGGUACGAUCACAGAUUCUCCACGCAGACCCGAUGACGAAACACUGGAAACUGUUCUACUGGAGGCAGAGGCAAUGAUUAAUUCUAGACCUCUCACUUACGUCCCAUUGGAGUCUGCGGACCAGGAAGCCUUGACACCGAACCAUUUUUUACUGGGAAGCUCAUCGGGUAGAAAAUUUAUGCCCACAGAGGAUAUUGAUGUCUGUUCAGCCCUCCGCAGUAGCUGGAAGCUGGCGAGGUACAUCACCAACAGUUUUUGGAAUCGGUGGCUCAAGGAGUAUUUGCCGGUCAUCACGCGCAGAUGUAAAUGGUUUCAGGACGUAAAGGAUAUUGCCGUAGGAGACUUGGUGCUAGUGGAAGAUGGAAAAAUAAAAAACCAAUGGAUUAGAGGACGAAUCGAAGAAGUAUUUCCCGGACGAGAUGGUCGAGUACGACAGGCUUUAGUGCGGACGUCGACAGGAGUCAUGCGUAGAGCAGCAGUGAAGUUGGCUGUUCUGGACGUCUCAGAUAAGUGUAAACCCACCCAAGAAGUUCCAGAGUUUAAGCUAGGUUUACGGGCGGGGGUAUGUGCCGACGCCGAUGUGCCCUCGUCACGACAACACUGCCUACUGUAG
Molecule: messenger RNA, 1809 nt
Organism: Armigeres subalbatus
Lineage: Eukaryota; Metazoa; Arthropoda; Insecta; Diptera; Culicidae
Exons: 1
Coding region: 1-1809 (602 amino acids)
Biological process (GO): DNA integration
Molecular function (GO): nucleic acid binding
Source: RefSeq, a predicted model, not a curated record